Messenger RNA from Varanus komodoensis (Komodo dragon), 2639 nucleotides. RefSeq names its product kelch like family member 15 (gene KLHL15). The transcript is spliced from 5 exons. NCBI's taxonomy places the organism in Eukaryota, Metazoa, Chordata, Lepidosauria, Squamata, Varanidae. Gene Ontology annotation, cellular component: Cul3-RING ubiquitin ligase complex; nucleus. The coding region runs from base 697 to 2511 and encodes 604 amino acids. The record is from RefSeq and is a predicted model, not a curated record. Gene Ontology annotation, molecular function: protein binding. Gene Ontology annotation, biological process: protein ubiquitination; nuclear protein quality control by the ubiquitin-proteasome system.
UGAGGAGGAAGGGAGAGGCAGGGACUCUGGGAGGGGGGCGAAGUAGGGGCCGGCGAAAGCCGGUGCCCGGGCAGUGCCGCCGAAAGAGGCCUCCCAGACGCAGGCGUACACAGGAGGCGAGGCGGGAGCUCAGGCGCGGCACCUCAGUCACCACAUCCCCCACUUCGGUCCCACUGUGAGACUCUCCUCCUCUGUCUUUAUGUUACCUAGAGAGCCCCCUCUCCGCAGGUUCAGCGGGAAGAACUGUGUCUUCAGUGCUGCUGAAAGAAAAAUCAACUAUGAUGAACAUGGGGAAGAAGAUUGGCGUUUGUCCUGGCCUUGUGUGUGAGCAUACUAGCGAUGGUUCCAGGAACACAGCAGUCUGAAGUCUUCAGUAUUUAAAAUGCACAUGCCUGAGAGAUGAAAGUGAGCUUCAUCACUUGUAAGAAGAACAGCAUUUGCAGGAACAUUUUGAAGGAUAUCGUCACAGCAUGACAAGCGAACUUCCCAGUCGUGUUCGUGCAGUUUCUGAGCAAUCAUUAAUUUGUAUGGAUGGAACUUCAGAACAGUGUGUAGAAUUCUUCUGACUGCUCGAUCAUACAAUCCCAAGGCAGAAGCAUGUUUACGAGUUGAACGUGUAGGAGACUGAGUAACAGAAAGUCUCACAGCUUGAACACUUUCUGGAGUUCGAGCGCUUCGAGGUCUUCCAGGUAAUUCAUGGCAGGGGACGUGGAAGGGUUUAGUUCCUCUAUUCAUGACACCAGCGUUUCUGCUGGGUUCAGAACACUGUAUGAAGAGGGAUUACUUCUUGAUGUCACUCUUGUUAUUGAAGAUCACCAAUUUCAGGCUCAUAAAGCAUUGCUUGCCACCCAAAGUGAUUACUUCAGGAUUAUGUUCACUGCUGAUAUGAGGGAGCGAGAUCAAAAUAAAAUCCACUUGAAAGGUCUAACUGCCACAGGCUUCAGUCAUGUUCUCCAAUUCAUGUACUAUGGAACCAUUGAACUAAGUAUGACCACUGUUCAUGAGAUCCUCCAGGCUGCCAUGUACGUCCAGCUUAUUGAGGUGGUUAAGUUCUGCUGCUCCUUUCUCUUAGCAAAAAUCUGCUUGGAAAACUGUGCAGAAAUUAUGAGACUAUUAGAUGACUUUGGUGUGAACAUCGAGGGAGUCAGAGAAAAGCUGGAUUCCUUUUUGUUAGAAAACUUUGUGCCUCUCAUGGCCAGACCUGACUUCUUGUCCUAUCUGAGUUUUGAAAAGCUUAUGACUUACUUGGACAAUGAUCAUCUGAGCAGGUUCCCAGAGAUAGAGCUCUACGAGGCUGUUCAGGCUUGGCUGCGGCAUGAUAGAAGACGCUGGAGACAUACCGACACCAUCAUUCAGAACAUCAGGUUUUGUUUGAUGACACCAUCCAGUGUUUUUGAAAAGGUGAAAACAUCGGAAUUUUAUCGUUAUUCCCGGCAGUUGAGGCAUGAGGUGGAGCAAGCUAUGAAUUACUUCCAUAGUGUGCACCAGCAGCCUUUGAUGGAAAUGAAAUCAAAUCGCAUUCGUUCUGCCAAACCCCAGACUGCAGUAUUUAGAGGAAUGAUAGGACACAGCAUGGUAAAUAGUAAAAUCCUCCUGCUGCACAAGCCAAGGGUAUGGUGGGAGCUAGAAGGCCCACAAGUACCUUUACGACCAGACUGCCUUGCUAUUGUUAAUAACUUUGUGUUCCUAUUGGGUGGGGAAGAGCUGGGGCCAGAUGGUGAAUUUCAUGCUUCCUCCAAAGUGUUCAGAUAUGAUCCAAGACAAAACUCUUGGCUGCGAAUGUCAGACAUGUCUGUACCACGUUCAGAAUUUGCCGUUGGUGUUAUUGGAAGGUACAUUUAUGCAGUGGCUGGGAGGACAAGAGAUGAGACAUUUUAUUCAACAGAGCGAUAUGAUAUCACAGACGAUAAGUGGGAGUUUGUGGAUCCCUACCCAGUAAAUAAGUAUGGACAUGAAGGAACUGUUCUUGGUAACAAAUUGUACAUCACUGGUGGAAUAACAUCCUCUUCCACAUCAAAGCAGGUUUGUGUGUUUGACCCCAGUAAAGAAGGGACUGUUGAACAGCGAACAAGGAGGACUCAAGUGGUCACUAAUUGUUGGGAAAACAAAUGCAAAAUGAAUUAUGCAAGAUGUUUUCACAAGAUGAUUUCUUAUAAUGGCAAGCUUUAUGUAUUUGGAGGGGUCUGUGUAAUCCUUAGGGCCUCUUUUGAGUCUCAAGGAUGCCCUUCCACAGAGGUUUAUGAUCCAGAUGCUGAUCAAUGGACUAUUUUGGCUUCUAUGCCAAUUGGCAGAAGUGGCCAUGGUGUAGCUGUGUUGGACAAACAGAUAAUGGUUCUUGGUGGCCUUUGUUAUAAUGGGCACUACAGUGAUUCAAUUCUUACUUUUGACCCUGAAGAUAAUAAAUGGAAAGAAGAUGAAUACCCAAGAAUGCCCUGCAAGCUAGAUGGUUUACAAGUUUGUAGUCUACACUUUCCUGAGUAUGUGCUAGAACACGUUAGACGUUGCAGCUAAAAAAAGAUCCCAAAACUAUUUAUAGCAUUGCAGGAUGGGGAAAGGGAAAGUGGAUUUAAGUUCACUAAACAUAUGGACCUUUGUAAUACUUCUCUUAAAUUAAUAAAGAUUAAAAUGUGUACAGGGAA